Messenger RNA from Cladophialophora psammophila CBS 110553, 2919 nucleotides. RefSeq lists its product as uncharacterized. Lineage: Eukaryota; Fungi; Ascomycota; Eurotiomycetes; Chaetothyriales; Herpotrichiellaceae. The record is from RefSeq and is a predicted model, not a curated record. The transcript has 3 exons. Bases 1 to 2919 code for a protein of 972 amino acids. Gene Ontology annotation, molecular function: protein binding.
AUGAUUGAUGAAAUGCAGCAGAACGUGAACUGGCUCGAUAGAGAGUUUGCUCUCGCCGUUGAAAUCCGCAACCGGAGGAGCGAGCUAGUGAGCCUGCUGCUCGACAGUCUAUCCCCAGAGACUCAAUCAGAGCUGCUGCCACUUCAGCCCGUGGAGCCGACUCAAGGAACCUGUGGCUGGUUCUUCAAAUCUACCGAGUUUCAGUCAUGGGCAGCGACCGGCUUUGACGGUGUUCUGCUUAUUGAGGGCCUACCAGGGUGUGGUAAAACAUUCCUUGCAGAAUAUCUCUUUCAAAAUCCUGGCACUGAAUUACAGAUACGGUACAGCUUCUACAACUCUCCGAAAAGUGUCUCAUUUACCGCGUCAGUCCUUGAAAAACUGCUGAAAAUGGCGACGAGCUCUUACCGGUCUGCGAAAUGGCACGACAGGGUCAUCGAGGCUUCGUUACCCCUGGCUGAGUUGAUACUACAAAGGCGUCGGGAGGCGCUACGACGAUUGCCAGAGGUGCUCAAUGACAUUUUUUCGAGAGUUGAACUGCCCGAAACCACAAUCAUCGUCGACGCAUUGAGCAAUUGCGCGGACGAUAUGUUUGGUUAUCUUGAAUCCAUCAGUCGGUCACCUAAAGUCAGGCUUGUGGUACUAUCACGCAGUGAUCCACGAUUCAGCUCCGCAAAAACAAUGAAAAUGGAUCAGUCCAAGAUCGAGGACGACGUGCGAGCGUACGCAAAGGCCAGAAUCGCAGGCAGCAAGGGGCUGAGUUGUGUCGGCAAUCAGAUCCUUGAAAAUGUCCCUCGAAUGUGUUCUGGCACAUUCUUGCCCAUGAAGCUGGUGCUAGACGACCUGGAGCAGGCAGACAGUCUUGAAGACCAAAAUGAGAUCCUCGCACAUGCACCAACUAGCCUCAUGGCGAUAUAUGAGAACCAUUGGUCCAGUGAAGAACCAGACGAUGCUCGAAGUCGAGAUCGGCGACGGGAGAUCUUUUCCUUACUCGUUCGCGCCCGGAAGCAUCUAUCGGUUGACGAUAUUUCUACUUUUAUUGCUGUCGAUGUUUCUACUAAUGAGGUACAAUUAGCUCGCAAGCUGAAUGACCCUCUGAAGGCUGUCGAGAAGCUUUGCCGGCCAUUUGUGUCCUUCACAAAGCGCAAAGUGGAGAUAACGAAUCCCUCCAUAAAGGAUUUUGUCAAACAGCAGGUCGUCAAGGACCCAGAUGCGUAUCUUGCGGAGAAGUGUUUAAGCGUGCUCAGUCAAGAGGCUUUUGCAUCUGUACCUUACGCAGCUGCUUUGUUGCGCAAGCAUCUCCUCCCGCAGGGCUUGUCUACCGACAAUACGGUUGAUAAAGAUUCAGUGCCGUACGAAUACGCCGCGUUACACUGGUGGGAGCAUGUCACCGCAGUGAAGGAACCCUCUGACUUUUUGCUGUCUAAGUUGUAUGGCUUCAUCACUGGGAUACCAUCAGUAACCUGGUCCGAGAGACUUGCAGAUUUAAAACCCGGCAACGAAGCAACAACUAUCAAUGUACAGAUUGACGUCCGGGCAGAGCUAUCGAGCUGGGUACGGGGACUACCACCAGUUAGCCGCCCAAAGAUCCCACUCGAAGACUUCUUUGUGGCGGCACAUAACAAAAUACGGCAUGAGCUUGCGCAUGAUGAAGAGGACCGUCUACUCCCUUUCCUGCCGGCAAUUCGUCUCGGCCAGUGGUACAACGUUGGUGGACAGUCCGUCGAAGACUUUCAAAAGGCCUACGACUAUAAGAAGAUUGUUGUGGACGGGUUUACCAAAGUGCUAGGAAAGCGCAGCCCUCUAACGCUGAAGGUUCGCACUGAAUGGGUCAAAGACUUCUUCUCCCAAGGUCGCAUCCAGGAAGCAGAGAUGGAGCUGAGCGAGAUUGUACAGAUUGAAAAAGAGAUAUCUGGGGACGCUUCAGAAACUUUUUUCAAAGCACUACAGCUGCUUGGCACGGCCCAGUACUGCAUGACAAAGUUCGUCGAGGCAUUGGCAUCGUUGAGGGAGUCUGGCACCGGCCUCCUGAAACUUUUCGGUACCAACCAGUGGGUAUGCCAGGUCAAUGACUUAUAUGAAGGUUGGGUGCUUGAGCGUCUUGGUCAACCCGGAGAAGCAUUGAAGAGAUAUGAAUCAAUCGCAGAGCACUGGAUUCCAAUUGCAGGGAGCACAAAUGGGCUUUCUCUGAUGGCCAUAACAUCAAUUGGCUCGGUGCAGCGCAAAUUCCAGAGCUACGAGGCUGCAAAAUCGAACUUGCUAGAGUCCUGGACAAAACGUCGACGCCAAUUCAGCCUGAAUAACAACACCACCGUUGAUUCGGGUUUACAGCUGGCUGUCACGUACCGCGAAAGCAGGGCAUAUAACGACGCAUUGAAGAUUUUGAAGCAAGUGGGGGAAUCAAGCGUCUUUGGGACAGACUUCGAACGCAUAUGUCAAGCGGCCCACAUCCGUGCGCUGGUGGCAUUUGAUCAAGGCGAGUUCCACCGUCCGAAGAAUGACCUCAGUCGUAUCAUCGACGAAACCAUCGGAGACAAGCGUGAGAAGAAUAACAGAGAGUGCUUGUGGAUACGGACGACUUUGGCGGACGCUCUGAAACACCAUGGCGAGCGUGAUGAGGCACUAAUGCUCUUUUCGGAGCUCGUCAAACCGCUCGAAGUCACAUUGGAUGGUCGACCAUGUACGCCGACUCUCAAAGACGAGCCAGAGCCUCCGUCGCAGUUGUCGAUUGCCGAGAAGGCCGUCAGGCUUGUGAAGGAUCGUGACCAGUCGGGCGCUGCAGAGUUGCUGACGAAAAACGGGUUACAGUGGGUUCGUCAGAAAGACUUCUGGAUCCAACAAGGAGGUCCACCCACAGAUACGGCCUGGAUGAAGCCUGUGAAUUUCACCGAACUUCUGAGCUGCUCUUGGGUAGAGCUUUAG